GUCUGCAGCUGCUGGACCUGCUCCCCAGGCUCAGGGAGACGCAGGACAAGGACCUGAACAUCCAGUGUGACGUGUUUGAAGACUCUCUGUCGGAGGACAUGGAGGAGAUGGAGAGGCUGUAUGGAGGGAUUGAUAUGAGCAGCCACCAGCAGGUCUUCACAAUGCUCUACACCAUGGUGUCCAGCCAUCCAUCCUCCGUGCAGCUGCUGUCCAUCCUUCAGGCCUUGUUGCUGGUGGGUCCGGACAGAGCUGAGGUCUGGUGUGCUCUGGAGCUGCUGAUGGAUCGAGCCACCCUGCUGGCUCAGGAUGGCCACGAGUCUCUGUGGACGUCAACAUCUUUGGACUCCAUGGAGCCAGAUUACUGCAGCAUCGAGCACCUCUUCAGUCUCCCUCCGACUGAGACCAAGACCAGAACCAAGUCAAAGACGGAGC
This is a messenger RNA of Haplochromis burtoni (Burton's mouthbrooder), 432 nucleotides long. Its product is annotated as inverted formin-2. Gene Ontology annotation, biological process: actin cytoskeleton organization. Lineage: Eukaryota; Metazoa; Chordata; Actinopteri; Cichliformes; Cichlidae. Gene Ontology annotation, molecular function: actin binding; small GTPase binding. The record is from RefSeq and is a predicted model, not a curated record.